AACCGUUCGCGCUCCGCAGGAGUUUGGUCAGAACGAGACAGGAAACGAGUUCUGAACGACGUGGUCGGCACCAUGUUCAGUAAAUCCUUCAUGGAUGAACUCCUGAAGCCUCAGCAGCUGUAUUCCCACCGGACCAUGAAGACGGUUCUGACCCGGUUGGCCCACUCCUCCAUCAUGAGGCUGAACCCGGCCAGCAUGGACAGGCUGUAUGAGCUGAUGAUCAUGGCCUUCAAGUACCAGGUUCUGCUCAGCCCGCGGCCCAGAGACCUGCUGCUUGUCUCCUACAACCACCUGGACGCCGCCAGGGCCUUCGUCAGAGACACGCCGGCUGUCCUCAACCAGGUGGACGAGACGCACAGGAAGAUCAUCGAGGUUUACUCCAGAUUAUCAGACGGAGAAUUCCAGCUGCUCAGACAGACGCUGCUCACUUUCCUGCAGGACGUGCACACCCGGGUUUCUGUUUUCCUGAAGAACCAGAUCCAGAACCCCAGCGGCCGGUUUGUCCUGAUGACGUCCGGUCCGGUUCCCACUGGAGUAGAGGUACCGGGACUGAUCAGGACCUUUGACCCCAGAGGGAGGGAAGUGGGUCGGAGCGAGUUCCUGCCUGGAGGAACCUACAGCGGUUCUGUUGGUGAAGGAUCGUUUGAGCUGAGCGGAGACAGAGUUCUCAAGCUGGGCCAGAAUCUGUACCAGGCCGAGCGUCCGGAGGAGACCCAGACGUCCAGAACACCUGGAGCCCAGCCGGACAGAACCAACCCGCUGGCCAAGGAGGAGCUGAACCUGCUGGCCCGGCUCAUGGGCUGUAUGAAGGCCGGGUCCGUUCCCGCCGCGGCGCCGCGGUUCCAGAUCAGCCUGUUCCCCUCGGACCCGGAGGAGGAUGAGGAGGGCGGCGCUCCAGCAGGGCAGGCGGCCAUCUUCCAGGUGAUCAACAUCCAGGCUGUGCAGGAUGAAGAGGCGGCAUCGGCGCUGGCCCGGAUCGCCGGACAGUUUACUGAUGAAGAGGCGGAGCUGGAGAAUCCCAGAGGCAGUAAAGGAGAUGACCUGCUGGCCAUGAUGGAUGACCUCUGACCUCUGAACAUAUUAUCUCCUUUAAAACACGGAAAACCAAUAAAAUAUGAAGUGAAAAUGGA
Molecule: messenger RNA, 1130 nt
Organism: Xiphophorus maculatus (southern platyfish)
Lineage: Eukaryota; Metazoa; Chordata; Actinopteri; Cyprinodontiformes; Poeciliidae
Product: protein OSCP1-like
Exons: 10
Coding region: 73-1068 (331 amino acids)
Biological process (GO): transport
Cellular component (GO): cytoplasm; plasma membrane
Source: RefSeq, a predicted model, not a curated record